This is a messenger RNA of Paramuricea clavata, 1521 nucleotides long. NCBI's taxonomy places the organism in Eukaryota, Metazoa, Cnidaria, Anthozoa, Malacalcyonacea, Plexauridae. The record is from the annotation of a GenBank genome assembly.
UCCAAACCGCCUCUCCGGAUAGAACGUUGGUUACUACGAUUGCAACAAUACAAGUUUAAUAUCAAGUAUCGACCAGGUAGCAGCAACCCAGCUGACGUGUUGUCUCGACAAUCUUUAUUCGCCAACUACAAGUCAAGUACCAUAGCGGAGAAAAAUGUCAAUUUCAUCCAAAGUCACUCGGUUCCUAAAUCUCUCACGCUCGAUGAGAUUCGUAUCGCAACGUUAAAUGAUCCUGAACUGCAGAGAGUAACUAGCGCAGUAAAGGAAGAUCGAUGGAACAAAACAGAUAGUUGUUUAAGCCCAUAUCGUAAUCAGCACGAACAGUUGACAGUUUCGGAAUGUGGAAUUAUACUACGAAAUUCACAAAUCGUUAUCCCAAAGAGUCUCCGUAAUCGUGUCCUUUCUAUCGCUCAUGAAGGACAUCAAGGGAUAGUUAAAACUAAAAUGCUUGUACGCAGUAAAGUAUGGUGGCCUGGUAUUGACAAGCAAGUGGAGCAAAUGGUUAAAGAAUGUAUACCCUGCCAAGCAGCAGUACACCAGUCACCAAAAUGUCAACCACCCUUGAAUAUGACAAAGUUACCUCCACAUCCUUGGCACACACUUAAUGCAGAUUUCUGUGGUCCAUUCCCAAAUGGCGAGAAAUUGUUGGUCGUGAUUGACGCCUAUUCCAGAUAUCCAGAAGUUGAAGUGAUGCAAAGCACGACAACCACGGUUGUGAUUUCCAAACUCCAAAGAAUCUUUGCCGGACAUGGAUAUCCCGAAGAAUUGAUAACCGAUAACGGACCCCCGUUCAAUGCGGUUGAGUUCACCGAAUAUCUAGCUGCACAUGGAGUCCAUCACCGCCGAAUCACACCUUAUUGGCCUCAAGCCAACGGUGAGGCAGAGCGAUUCAUGAAAACAGUAACAAAAGCAAUCCGUACUGCUCAUUCGGAAGGAAAAAGAUGGCAAAGUGAAUUAGAUCUUUUUCUUCUCAACUACAGAUCCACACCUCAUUCUACGACACGCAUUAGUCCAGCUGAACUUUUGUUCAAUCGCUCAAUUAGAAAUAAGCUUCCUAGUUUCUCAUCCCUACAACACAAUGAUGGCCCUAUGGAACACCACGUUGUUCGAGAUAAGGAGGAAAAGGAGAAAAUGAAAGUCCAUGCUGAUAGAAGAAACAACGCGAAAGAAAGUCAGUUGAAAGUUGGUGAUUACGUGCUAAUGCAAGUCCCGAAGGACAAUAAGUUAUCAAUGCCUUUCAAUCCAAAACCAUUUAAAGUAAUUGAAAUCAAAGGCAACAUGGUAACAGCUCGUAAUACAGAGCGCACCGUAACCCGGAAUGUAUCGUGUUUCAAAUGUCUCACAAAUUACAAGAACGCAAGUGAGGAAGACCAGAAUGAUGAAGAAGACGAUUUUGACGACGACAUAGUAGAAAACCAGCAACCAACAAUAGUUGAAGAGCAACAACAAGAUCUACCAGAUCUACAACGAAGGUAUUGUCUUAGACAAAAUCGAAGACCACCGGACUUUUAUAAAAGUUAG